GGGGCCUUAUCUUUAACUCAAUACCGCACUGUUCAAUCAUUCACUCCAGGUUACCAUCGAACAAAAUAUUCCACUACACAUUCAGACGAUAACUCAAGUGCCUCGAAAAGCGGUGGUGAUAAGUGUACGAUUACAGAUAGAAAACAAAGAAAUGAAGGGUUAGAACGGAGAGCUGAAAAAUUUGACCAGCCAACAAGUAGAAAUCAAUUACACAGAGGGAGAGAAGAAACAAACAAAGAUCUGCAGGAAGAAAGCUUGUCAAGAGCAA
Molecule: messenger RNA, 268 nt
Organism: Dentiscutata erythropus
Lineage: Eukaryota; Fungi; Glomeromycota; Glomeromycetes; Diversisporales; Gigasporaceae
Source: the annotation of a GenBank genome assembly